AUGCAAUCACUUUUUAUAAGGCUAGCAAUAAUUAAUAACCCCUAAUUAUCUAUUUCCUUAAUUAGUUUAUACCUUGUGAUUUUUCCAGUUUACCCAUUAUCAAAUAUGAGAUAUUUUUAAACCAUUAAAUCUCUUUUAAUAUUGCCAACAUACUAUUCCUUCUUUACUUUGGCAUAUAUUUUAUAGCUGCCAUUAAUUAAAUAGGACUUCUUCUUAACCUCUAAAAAUAUAAUAUGGUGUUAUUCUAAAAAUAAUGUAAAAUUUAGGAGGAGCUCCAUAAGAUCUAUAUUUAAUCAUUUUUUCUUUAGAAGCAGGUUACAUAAUAAUAUAUUUCAGCAUAAAAGUCAAUAUAUAAAGCUAAUAAAACAGUAUAAUUAUUGUCCUUAAAUUUCUCUAGUUCUGUAAUAUAGCUCUUUUAUUCUUCUAUUUCUGGUUUCUAAAGCAUUUUGGUUUUAUAAGCUUGGUUUAAUUUUGCUUAUUAUUAAAUUACAAUUCAUUGGGAGCAAUUUUUGA
This is a messenger RNA of Paramecium tetraurelia, 513 nucleotides long. RefSeq lists its product as uncharacterized. Lineage: Eukaryota; Ciliophora; Oligohymenophorea; Peniculida; Parameciidae. The record is from RefSeq and is a predicted model, not a curated record. The transcript has a single exon.